Diceros bicornis minor is the source of this 918-nucleotide messenger RNA. It is a transcript of the gene EQTN, whose product is annotated as equatorin. The record is from RefSeq and is a predicted model, not a curated record. Bases 1 to 918 code for a protein of 305 amino acids. Gene Ontology annotation, cellular component: plasma membrane. The transcript has 8 exons. Gene Ontology annotation, biological process: fusion of sperm to egg plasma membrane involved in single fertilization; acrosomal vesicle exocytosis; endocytosis. Lineage: Eukaryota; Metazoa; Chordata; Mammalia; Perissodactyla; Rhinocerotidae.
AUGAAUUUUAUAUUGUUUCUCUUCUUAUCUGGGGUUUUUUCUUCAGAGAUUAGAGAUACUACUCCCAGUAAUGAAGAGCCUGAGAUGAUGAUGCCUGUAGUUGAAGAAAAUAGAGAGGAACCAGAAAAUAAGGAUAAUACUCCUGCUAAUGAGAAAACUGGCGAUUAUUACAAAGAUAUAAAACAAUAUGUGUUCACCACAGAAAAUCCCAAUGGCACCCAGUCUGAAAUAUCCGUGAAAGCAACAACCGAUCUGAAUUUUUCUUUUAAAAACUAUAAACUCGUCAACGAAACAACUACACCGCCUCCUGGAAGAGUCACCAAUGAAGCAGAAUAUUAUAACGAACCCAUUGAAAAAAAUAUUCAAAAAUCAACCAAGGGUCAAAAUGAGCCUGAAUUUUGGACAAAUUUAGCUAAAGCUUUAAAUGCAACAACCAAUGCGGAGAAUGGAGAAAAAGAUCAAUUAUUUCAACCAAUUCCAAACUCCGAUGUGAAUGCUACAAAUGAAUACAGACUGGGAGAGCUACAGGAAGUCAAGUUAAAAUUAAUGCUGGGCAUCUCGUUGAUGACCCUCUUCCUCUUCGUCACCCUCUUGGCAAUUGGUAGUGCCAUGCUGUACAAACUGAAGACGCUGAAUCAGAAAAAGACAUUUGAGAGUGAAUACUCCGUCAACCCAGAACUGGCAACUCUGUCUUACUUUCAUCCAUCAGAAGGCAUAUCAGACACAUCUUUUUCUAAGAGUGCCGAGAGCAGCACAUUUUGGGGCACUACUUCUUCAGAAAUGAGAAAAUCAGACACAAGGUCAAAAUCUAGAACGGCGGACAUGGUUUCCACAGCCUCAGAUGAUACAGGCAUGAAUGAUGAGUCAGACUUAAUUCAGAGUGAGGAACCAAUCGAGGAAAUCCCCCCCAACGAAUAG